Bufo bufo (common toad) is the source of this 1146-nucleotide messenger RNA. Its product is annotated as transmembrane protein 272-like. NCBI's taxonomy places the organism in Eukaryota, Metazoa, Chordata, Amphibia, Anura, Bufonidae. Bases 174 to 644 code for a protein of 156 amino acids. The transcript has 6 exons. The record is from RefSeq and is a predicted model, not a curated record.
GCCUAAAGCAGUGCAGUCAUACAGUUUACGCAUUUCGGCUGAGCGCCUUAAUCAUAACCUGGAAGUUUGUUGCAGCUGAAUCCUACCUUACUCCAGGGGUUCCAGAGCAGCGGACGAUCAUCACUUUGAUCUGGGUGAUCAUUGACAAGACUGGAACAUCAACGUGACCAGAAAUGGCAGGGAACAAGGUAUGCUGCAAGCCAGAUCUCUUCACUGUUGGAGUAUGUCUUGUCAUUGCCGUGUUGUGCAUAGCUGGAAUUUCUUUCAUAAUCAUUGGGACAUUCUACUUGGAUGAGUGUGCGCUGGAGAGACACAUCCCUGUCUACGUGCUGGUACAAGGAGUACUCUUCUUCUUAAUGGGAUGCACGCUUGUGAUUCUACUUUCAAGUGACAAGUUAAUCUUGUUUUUCUUGUUCUUCUGCACACUGUGUAUCUUCUGGUUCUGUUGGCUGAUAUCGGGAAGCAUUUGGGUUUUCCGUCACUACCUUUCGUACCACGAACAGUGCCAUGAUGUUUUGUACCUCUUUGCAUUUUGGACCCUUAUUGUACAGUACAUUGGCUUAGGUAUUGCGUUUUUGGCCUCCUUCAUUUACUGCUGCUUUUUUUGUAUCAUGCUGUGGGCUUGUUUGGCUGUUCAUGGUUAAACAAAAGAAAUUUGAAGAAGUUGCUACAUUUCGGUACUAAGUCCUGAACAGAACUUUAACAGAGGACUGAGGAAAGUUUAAUGCUAAAGGGAUAUGGAAUUAACUUUACAUACGAUGCAAAAUGCAUAAAAGCCAUUGAAUGAUCUUGAAGGGCUGAAAUUCCCCAAGUGGCGCCAACUAAUUUAUUUAACACGCCUGGUCAUCAAAACUAUUGUAAAACAGCAAUAUAGUGACCAAAAGAAGCUCUGUGGUGAAUGCUGCUGCCGAUGGAGAGCACUUGGUACCCUGCUUUGUGGAACUGUAAAGCACUUGUUUAAUACAAGCCUAAAAACUACUCAAGGGGUAUCCAAGACCUCAAUAUCUCAACACUGUGCAUGAUUGCUACUAAUUUCAUUUGCACUUUAAUGGUUUCUCAUGGAAAACAGACAAUUAUGUGCUUGCUGCAUUUCAGUUCAUAUGUUUUUAACUAUCUAAAUAAAACCAGCUUUUUUUUUUUCAAAAC